UUAUCCCCUCUACACAUAAGAUACUGACUUGGUAUUUUCGUGAUAUAACUGAAAAGAGGGGUGGUUUCCAUUCGACGACACACAACAACUUCAUCUUUCUCUCUCUCUAUUAAAUUCCUCUUCAUGCGUAAUAAACAACAACAACAACAGGGCCAGGAGAGAGAGAGAAGGUUCGAAUCUGCAGUUGAAAAUGAGCAAGUGUGAGCUUUGCAAGGAAACUGCCACAAUACAUUGUGAUUCCGAUGAGGCGAUGCUUUGUUGGAAUUGCGACGCUACGGUUCACUCCGCCAAUUUUCUGGUCGCCAGACAUUUGAGGAAUUUACUAUGUCACGUCUGUCACUCGCCCACGCCGUGGAAUGCUUCCGGUUCCAGCCUCAAUCCAGGGAUCUCCAUCUGUACCAGAUGCUUCACCGGAUGUCAUCCAACUAAGCUCAGAAGAUUUCGCCUACAGAAUGAGUAUAUAGACAAACUACCGAUCCAUGAAGAAGAAGAAGAAGAUCAUGAACUCAUCACUACUACCACCGAAGACGAAGUACCUCCUCCUCCUCCUCUAGAAGAUUCUAGCAGCGAAGGAUCAUCUAAAAGAUUCCGGAAUAGCGAUCGAGCAGAUCACAAUUCGUUGAAACGAAUGAGAGUAAAUAAUCCAGAUCUCAAAUCAGAUGAUGAUGAUGAUGAUGAUUGUACCUCCUCUUGUUUAAGAGGAUUCAAUGAGUUUUCUUCCAGAGCGUUGAAACUUCAAAGAGUGGAGACAUAUAAAGAAGGCUCUAAAUCAAGAGAAACAUCUAUUGAAGAACAACAAAAAGAGUUGAAGAUUGCUCCUGAUCAUGAUGAUGAUGAUCAAGCGCCGGUGACCAAUGACGGCGGUUUCUGGAAGCGUAGGAGGAACGGUGGAACCGUAGAUCUAAUAGAUUCUUCUUCUUGUUAAUUAGGCAUUUUUAUUUUAUUUUAUUUUUCAGUUUAAGACUUA
Impatiens glandulifera is the source of this 967-nucleotide messenger RNA. Its product is annotated as zinc finger protein CONSTANS-like. The coding region runs from base 191 to 925 and encodes 244 amino acids. NCBI's taxonomy places the organism in Eukaryota, Viridiplantae, Streptophyta, Magnoliopsida, Ericales, Balsaminaceae. Gene Ontology annotation, molecular function: zinc ion binding. The transcript is spliced from 2 exons. The record is from RefSeq and is a predicted model, not a curated record.